Molecule: messenger RNA, 2613 nt
Organism: Antechinus flavipes (yellow-footed antechinus)
Lineage: Eukaryota; Metazoa; Chordata; Mammalia; Dasyuromorphia; Dasyuridae
Gene: CD81
Product: CD81 molecule
Exons: 8
Coding region: 234-944 (236 amino acids)
Cellular component (GO): membrane
Source: RefSeq, a predicted model, not a curated record
GAGAGUCGGGCAGGGGCGAGCCAGAGCGGUGAGCUCAGCGAGCACGGCGGCGGCUUCUGCGGAGUGCGGGAGGCGAGCGAGGCCGAGCAGCCAGCGCGACCCCCGAGCGCCCCCCCAGCCUCUCCCGAGCCCCGAGCCCCCGCCUGCCGCGGCUCCUGCGUCCGGCCGCGCCGCGCCCAGCCAGCCCAGCUCGCCCGCCCCGCUCCGGCCCCGUCCCCGCCGCCGCCGCCGCCAUGGGGGUGGAGGGCUGCACCAAGUGCAUCAAAUACCUGCUCUUCGUCUUCAAUUUCGUCUUCUGGCUGGCCGGGGGCGUCAUCCUCGGCGUGGCCCUCUGGCUCCGCCAUGACUCCCAGACCACCAGCAUCCUGCACCUGAAUCUCGAUGACAAGCCGGCCCCCAGCACCUUCUACGUGGGCAUCUACAUCCUGAUCGCCGUGGGCGCCGUGAUGAUGUUCGUGGGCUUCCUCGGCUGCUACGGAGCCAUCCAGGAGUCCCAAUGCUUGCUGGGCACGUUUUUCACCUGCCUGGUGAUCCUGUUUGCCUGUGAGGUGGCCGCUGGCAUCUGGGGCUUUGUCAACCGGGACAAGAUCGCCAAGGACGUGAAGCAGUUCUAUGACCAGGCGCUGCAGAAGGCCGUGAUGGAGAGCAACUCGGGCAACGCCAAGACCGUGGUCAAGUCCUUCCAUGAGACGCUGGGCUGCUGCGGCUCCGACUCCUUUACCUCCUUGAUCACAGCAGCCUCCAAGAGUGACCUCUGCCCCAGCGGGAGCAACGUCUUCACCGUUUCCUUCAAGGCAAACUGUCACCAGAAGAUCGACGAGCUCUUCUCGGGGAAGCUGUACCUGAUCGGCAUCGCCGCCAUCGUGGUGGCCGUCAUCAUGAUUUUCGAGAUGAUCCUCAGCAUGGUCCUGUGUUGCGGCAUCCGGAACAGCUCCGUGUACUGAGGGGCCACGCCUCUGGGGCUGCUGGGAGGGGCGGGCGGGCGGGAGAGGAAGGGGCGCCCCCAGACUGGCACCGAGUGACCAGAAGGCGGCUGAAGGAAGUGGAGAGAAUUCUGUAUAGAAAUGUUUCUGAUAUUACCCUAUAGUACUUACUAGCAUUUUUACUUUGGGGGGCUGGGCUGGGGGGCGAUUUUGGAAUCGAGGUGACGGGUCCCUUCCCGGGCCGGGCUGCAGGCAUUUGGUGAAGCCGGGGCGUCCUGGGAGGAGGGCAGGCUUGGCGGGCAGCCCUCCCAGGCUGACACCAGCCCUUGGUCCCCUCCCCCUCACAGCUGUGGCCUUUUCUUUUCUUUUUUUUAACCCAUCUGCAUUAUUUGGUCCCCACCUACUGUUGGAGCAGCAUUUCUGACUCUCUCACCCUUCCUGGCCUCGGGCGUCCCACAGGCCCCUGCACCAGAACCAGACAGUGCCCGGUGGGUCCCGGCGGGCCCAGACGGGCCGGCUGUGGCCCCGGAAGCCGUGCCUGGCGGGAGCCCCUGGGGCCGGGCGGCCACAGCCCUGCCAGCCCUCCCUCUGGGCUCUGCUUUGGGAGGGGGCUGGCAGGGGGGAGGCUGCAAGACCACGUGCGGCCCCAGGCCCAGCCCACCCCAGCCCUGCCCGGGGUGUCCUGCCUGGGGCGGUGGGGACGGGGCGCAGCAGGUGAUGGAGUCCUAGAAAGCCUUAAAGGAAAACUGCCCAGAAUGUCUGUGGGGGGAGGGGCAGGGGCCCUCAGUGUCUCUCGGUGCCACCAUGGGCAUGCAUGUAUAUAUGUUUACAUAGAUGUUGUAUGUUCUCGGUAUGUUCCGGGCCACAAAUCUGGCCCAGGGGCUGCAGCCAGGCCUUCCUGAGCAUCUGUUCCGUGGGUGGCCGUCUGGGAGGGGUCAAAGGUGCUGGGUUUGGGGGGGAGGCCUUUGACCCCUGCUCGCCUCGGCUGCCUGCCCAGGGCUGGAGUCCAGGCCCCAGCAGGUCCAAAGGCAGGUGGGAUCAUCAAUGCCCCGAGACAGAUCCCUUCUUGCCACCGGGCUCCUGUACCUACCCAGCCCGAGGGGCAGCCCGAGGUGGGAGGGCAGGGAGGAGACACCCACCGAGCUCGGCCCUCCCCUGCCCACCAAGCCCCUCCCCGGAGCCCGCUGGGCCCAGAUUCUGCCUUUCUCCUCCCUUCCUCCCGCGUGCGCUUCACACUGACCUAAGUAAUGCUUGCCCUGCACCGUUUCCCCCUGGCCCCGCGCCUGUCUCCCCUGGCCCCGCACCCUCGCCCGGCUGUGGCCCCCAGCGCCCCAGGUGUCUGCGCCAUCCCAGCCAGGGGUGGCCCCUGGCCCGCUGCCAGGAAGGUGGGGGGGGCAGGGGCACCUGUUGCAUCUGGCCCCCAGCAGUCUCUGUGCUUGGGACACUAGUCCCUGGCCAGGACCCGGGGGAGGAGGGGCCUAGGAUAGACCCAGGAAAGACCGUCUAGAAAAAGAGGGGCCUCGAGUGAUCCCCACCCCACCUCACCCUCUCCGGCUUUGCCUGGGGGAGGGGGGACAGCAUGGCCCGAGGGUCCCCCACCCCCUUUGCUCCUGCUGUUGUCUGUCUGCCUGUUCACCCCCCAUGUGACUCCUCUCAAUCCAUGUAUCCAAUAAAACAAGCACUCUGGUGA